Molecule: messenger RNA, 1097 nt
Organism: Nothobranchius furzeri (turquoise killifish)
Lineage: Eukaryota; Metazoa; Chordata; Actinopteri; Cyprinodontiformes; Nothobranchiidae
Product: intestine-specific homeobox-like
Biological process (GO): regulation of transcription by RNA polymerase II
Molecular function (GO): DNA-binding transcription factor activity, RNA polymerase II-specific; RNA polymerase II transcription regulatory region sequence-specific DNA binding
Source: RefSeq, a predicted model, not a curated record
UAGACUCCCAGAAGAAGGAGGACACCAGUUUGUCCCCACCUCAUGGACUGCAACAGGACUUUUCUCACCCUGAGAGGCUUUUGAAGUAGCGUAACUGUAAAUAAUCGUGAUUUUUUUUUUACUUCACAGGAACAUCAAAUCAUUGAUGUGCUGAUGUUGGGGGAGAGAAUGUUGGACACGUGGACAAGAGAAGACACUAAGAUUGUGUCUUGUAUGAAUGAAGAUAGGGUAAUACAGCCACAGAAAAAAAUAUCUCAUUCGAUUGAAGAAAUUCUCAGAAGUCCUGCUGCAUUCAUCAGAGGAGAGGAGAGCGUUUACAGAAGCUGGUCUGUGAUCAAAGAAAACAACCAAGUCACCAAGCAGCGCCAGUCUGCAGAUUCUCACCAAAGUCGACUAGAGGCUCCAACGGAGUAUGAUCUGUGUGCAGGUCAGAAGAGAAAGAGGCAAACCAGGAUCACGUUCACACCUGUUCAGGUGCAGGAGCUGGAGGCCGCCUUCCUGCAGACUCACUACCCAGACGUCAACACGAGAGACGGGUUAGCGUCACGCCUUCAGCUCACCGAGAGCCGGAUACAGAUUUGGUUCCAGAACCGCAGAGCUAAAUGGAGAAAAACUGAGACUGUAAAGGAAAUGGAGCAGAUGAGCAGACAGCGCUUACAUUCAAACCAUCACCACCUGCUUUAUCGGGAGGAGGCCUUACACUGGCUGCCACGUGUCUCACCUGAACCGUUUCAGUCGAGGCUUUUCUUCAGACCCGCAUCAACACCGCUUCUGCUGACUUACACACAUUCCCCAGGUCACAGGACUCAGUGUUUUGACAGGUUGGGGACAAAACGAUAGCUCCCUGACUAUCUGGCUUUGUUAGUGGAUUGUUUUCUCAUCAGACGUGAUGAAUUGAUCCUAACGAGUUUCUGUGGUUGAGCAGCAAGCUUUAAUCUGUGAAAAACUUUAAUUGUCAAAUACGGUACACAGUGUGUUGAGAAACUCCAAUAUUGCUGCUCAUCAGCAAGCAGGGGAUUUUUUUCCAUUCAGGAAUUAAAACCAACCUUUAAACCCUUUCUCUGGCUUUCUUUAAACCAUUAAAACCUUUUGAUAAG